Molecule: messenger RNA, 1980 nt
Organism: Pichia kudriavzevii
Lineage: Eukaryota; Fungi; Ascomycota; Pichiomycetes; Pichiales; Pichiaceae
Exons: 1
Coding region: 1-1980 (659 amino acids)
Biological process (GO): spliceosomal complex disassembly
Cellular component (GO): U2-type post-mRNA release spliceosomal complex
Molecular function (GO): nucleic acid binding
Source: RefSeq, a predicted model, not a curated record
AUGUCUGAGCAACUUCUCAAUGCCUAUGGAAAGGGUGCUACACUUCUUUUCCAAAUGGGAUAUGUCCCUGGGAAGGGACUUGGAGAAAAUGGGAGAGGAAUUGUAGAACCGAUCUUACCAACAGUAAGGAAACGUGGUGAGGGUAUCAAAGUUGAUGAUUCCAAUCGAAAUAAGAUGGAAACGAGGUAUGUGGAUGAAUGGAGUGAUGCUGAUAAAACCAGCGAUUCUGACGAUAACGACGAUGAUGAUAACGCCAAAGGGAAGGAGUUGGGGUUUUUGAAGAGUGGUGUUUAUAAGUCCGAAUAUGACAUUCCUGAUUUAUGGACGAUUUUCAGAAGACUCGAAAUUUUGGUGGAUUUGAGCAAUGCAGAUAAGGUUGCAAUGGAAGGUAUGAUGCACGCAGAUGAUAGUGAUUGCUCAAGUCGGUUGUUACAACAGGAGUUAUGGAAGACUGUGCUUGAAUUGGAAAAAAUGAAAACCCGUGAAAGUUUGUUAAGGAAGGAGCAGGAAAAGCUAGAGAAGGGGUAUAGCUUAAUUAAUGGUGAUAUACAGGCACUGAAAAACAUUUUGCAAACUGAUUUAUCUGAUAAGAGUGUUUCUGGGAAUAUGUUAGAUUUAUGGAUGGAUUAUCAAUGUGCAAAGUUAUCAGAGACUUGGACAAAAGAAAUCAAAGAAUGUGAUAUGAAGGACAUAUCUAGAUUUGGAGAAUUGUUGGAGAAAGCAGAGAAUUACUCUAAAGAGUGUAACUUCAAUGAACCACCUCAAAUUAUCUUUGAAAAUGAUAGGAUUGAAGGUAGACAUGCCAUUAUUGUUUUCUCGAAGCUGGAUUCUGUUUUGAUAGUGCCUAUCAUUGAAAGAUUCAUUGGCUUCUUUGGGGGGCUUUGGGACGUUGAGCAAGUGGAAUGGGGGAAUGCAGUUUAUGAAGAACUAAGAGACAGUGAACUAAUUGGUGAUGAGCAAAUAUUUGAAUUUCUAGUGAAUGAACGAAUCGUACUUCCAAAGUUGAAACAAUGUAUUGAUGCAUGGGAAAUAGAUGGAUGUUUCCUCGAUGGGGAUGGGAAAGAAACUCAUUUUUUAUACCUAAUUAUCCCUUGGCUAAAGCUGUUAGGAACGAAACUCAGAUGCCAGUUGGUAGACUAUGUUAUCGAGAAGCUUUGUCAAUGGUUACAACACUAUCCGCAUGAAAUUACUACUGAAAAGUUGGCUAUCUGGAAAGUGAAUCUCUGUCUAGAAUUAAGCAGCAAUGGAUCCAAGCAUUUGUUAAAGGUACAACGAAGUAUAAUGUACAACUUGAUAUGUAAAUUACGAAAGAAUUUGAAUGUUGAUAAAACAGAUGCAUGGAGUUGGAUGAAUGAUGAGAACUUCCAUGUGUUGAGCAUGUUUUUCCGAAAAGUUGACGAGUUUGAGCUUUCUAAAUUUGACAAAAGUAUAAAUAAUGAGAUAAUGAUCCCCCUGUGGAUAGGGUACUUACAGUUGUUUGAACAUAAGCAUGAUUCCGAAGAUUUUUUGAGAGAAAUGACAGGUAUCUUUUCCAAUUAUGGGCUCUUAGAUGAUUCGGUUAAAUAUCCAAGCAUUGUAAAGGGAUUAACGGAAUGUUGGGAACAUGCUAACUAUACAAGUGGUCUGGGCUUGCAGUCUAAACGAGUCAUCAGUGACUUUAUGGAUAUAGAUUCAUUGAUAGGAAUGCGAGAGGAGAAUUGUUGGAAAGUUCUCAACCAUGAUGGAGAGCCUAAUACGGAUAAGAAAGAAAGGGUGAUGAGUCGGAAUGAGGUAAAGAGUAUGAAGGAUCUCCUUUUUAUGGAAUGCGAAAAGAGAGGGAUCCCAAUAAUUCCUUUAGACGGUAAGGUGUAUGAAGGUAAACAAGUAUAUCAACUGAAACGAAGUUCCGACAAGCGUCUUUUUUCUGUAGUUUUUGAGCCUAAACUCAUCUUCGAUACCGACAAAAAGGAGUACGUUUCUUUGGACGAUUUGUUUCAGUGA